Messenger RNA from Neohortaea acidophila, 1646 nucleotides. RefSeq lists its product as uncharacterized. The coding region runs from base 218 to 1516 and encodes 432 amino acids. The record is from RefSeq and is a predicted model, not a curated record. Lineage: Eukaryota; Fungi; Ascomycota; Dothideomycetes; Mycosphaerellales; Teratosphaeriaceae. The transcript has a single exon.
CGAUGCGCUGUGACAAGCACUUCACUCAUCAGCACCCUCGAUUUGCCUAACCGGCUCCUUCCUUCUCUUCCUUCGCUCUUUCCUUCCUUGCUCACAGCCGUACCUUCCUUCUCUGCUGUUGACAUUUUGGAAGUUUUCCAAACCUCCGCUCAGUUGUCAACUCUCCCUCUUCAUCAUCAACUCACACCACUAUCGCCGACCCAAUCCCGUUCCCAAAAUGGAGGACUACGAGCGGAGAAAUGCACUCGCGUGGAGCAUGCAGCCCCCUGCGCAGCAAAUCGAAGUUGACGAUGGCGACUGGAAACCUGUCAAAACCAGCAGCAGAAAGCAAGAAAAAGCGAGACAGAGAGAGUCUAUUUCGCCCCGAAAGCCGGUCGUGCAACACAACACUCAUCGUCCCCAACCUGCCCACCCUGCCCUCCUUGACCUACCUGCCCAUCCUGCCCAAUCUCCUCGCCAACGUCAUCCACCCCGGCUGGCGUCGGACAGCGAUGAUGAAGCACAACAGAAGUGGCGCAAUCGAGAGCGUCCUCAAGACUAUGUGAACUUGCCGACAGAUCUUGUACUUCAGGACAAAACAUACCAGUCAAUCGCUCGUCAACAUGCCACCUUUGUCUUCGCUGAGUCCGACCGAAACAACACACCCAAUACUGUUUUCGGCAUCUGGGGAAAUAUGCCAGACGUGAAGGCUGCGAAGCAAGCCCUCCUCGCCUGGGCUAAAGACUACUACCAAUACAUCUCGGGCAACUCGCGGCUCAGGGCCAAAUUCCCCAAAAUCUCGUCUCCAACGCCAGAUCAGCGCAAAGCACUGGAGAAUAAGUGGAAGAAAGAGCUGCAACUGCAAAACUAUCGCCGUUACCCGGAUCCUAACGUCACUUUCGGUGCAAUCGGCUCUUUCCACUGGCCCAUCGAAGAAUGUCGCCCUGAGGAGGUGCUGGGAUCCAGCCAUGAAGCCCUCGACCCUCUCCGCAUGGACGGCCGCUGUCAUAUCAUCUUUGUCAAGGAGAAGAACGUGUUCCAAGUCAUGGGAUCGAUUGAGAAUGUGAAGCAAGGCCUCCUCCGUCUCCGCAGGACCUGCUUCCAGAUUGCUGCACGACAGAUUGCACCCGUGCGCCGAUACCUGCUGCAUUGGCCCCACGCCCUCGCGCUGCCAUCUCGCCUGCCAUCUCACGUGUCCCUGGAGUCAUAUCAGCGCCCACCCGUUGACGACAUUGACGACGGGUUUCCGAGAGCUAGCCAACGGCCUCGCGCACAGGGCUCGUCUGAGUCUGAGGACGCCAGCCGCCUCGCCAGACAGACUGCGAUUAAUGAAGAGCGAGUGCACACUUCACUUUUGGACACCCUCAAGCAGCUCCACUACUAUCGCGGCAACAUACAAAUGCGGAUCCGCCUAGGUGCUUUUCUGGCCUUGAAGUAUCUAAAGUACAAGAAUCCAAGCAUUGGAGUGUACGAGCUCGAUGAGUACGAGAGAAUGAUCCAAAUGUCGCAAUUUGAAGCUGCAGUCACUCAGGAGUGAGACGCGAGACCCCCUUCUUAUUGAAGCUCGACUAACGACUUUACAGAAUAGGGGAUACCGCCAUCGAGCAUGCCGUCCUCCACUUCCUUCGUACAUCAACCGACCUGCUCCAGCCUGAGGACAAUCAAGU